AGCGUCGCUCAGCGGGAGCUGAGGAGAGGGGCGGCGGCAGGAGGCGGGGUGAGGAGAGGCGGGUCGGAAGGUUGUGCGUACGCGCGCACGCGCUGCGUCCGUCCGGCCUGGCUCGGCAUUGCGCGCCGAGUGAGGGAGUGCGUGCGUACGUGCGUAUGCGUGCGGUCCCGGUUCCCGCCAUCAGCCGCCGGCCCUGACGGGGGGCACAGCGCGCCAGCUUCUCUGCACCCGGCGUCCCCCUUUCCCCCUCCCCCCCCCGCGUCCCCGCCCGGCUCCUCGAGGGCUCCCGGAGCUGCCGCUGCAGCUUGAGUUGAUGUCUUCGGGAGAACUGGAAUAGCUGCAGAAUAUGGGUAGUUCCCCAAGAAGAGUUCUUUACCUAUGGCACAAGCAUCAAAAUAAAGGUCAUUUCACUACUCUGUGUCUCAGUUGGAAAGUGAGGGGUUCAGACUAGGCAGUCUCUAUUGCCAGUGCCAACUCACUAAAUCCGGUGAUGCUAUUCACAGGAGGGUCAUAAAGAGCCAUGUAGUGCUUCAGAAAGAAUGCAGGGGGCAGAAAGAACCUUUCAGGUGAAGUUGUGAUUUUCUUUUUUAAUUUGAGUAGAAGCAAUUUAUUUUUUAAAAGUAUGACUCCUUUGAAGAUACAUGGUCCUAUCCGAGUACGGAGCAUUCAGACGGGGAUUACAAAAUGGAAAGAAGGGUCCUUUGAAAUUGUGGAGAAAGAAAAUAAAGUCAGCCUAGUGGUUCACUAUAAUGCUGGAGGAAUUCCAAGGACAUUUCAGCUAAGUCACAAUAUAAAGAAUGUGGUUCUUCGACCUAAUGGAGCAAAACAAAGUCGCCUGAUUCUUACCCUGCAGGAUAACAGCUAUUUGUCCAUUGACAAAGUACCAUGUAAGGAUGCAGAUGAAAUGAGACUGUUUCUGGAUGCAGUCCAUCAAAACAGACUUCAUACAGCCAUGAAACCUUCCCAGGGGUCUGGUAGCUUUGGCGGAGUUCUCGGGAGCAGGACUACACAGAAGGAAGUCAACAGGCAGUUCUCUUACAUAGAAAAUCAGACUUCUUCAAAAAAAGCAAGUUUGGAGUCCAAAGAUGAUACUACAUUUCGAAAAGUUCUUGGUAAUCCAGGCAGAGUACCCACGAAGACCCCAACAGGAAAUGUAAUGACUGGGAGCCGCAUAAAUACCCCUCUGACUUCUACUCCAUCAACACCUUUAAGAACAGGAUUAUUAGAAAAUCGGAAUGAAAAGAGAAAAAGAUUGCUAUCGACAGGGUCAGAGAUGAAUGAAGAUUACCCUAAGGAAAAUGAUUCAUCAUCGAACAAUAAAGCUAUGACAGAUCCUUCAAGGAAGUAUUUAAACAGCAGUAGAGAGAAACAGCUAAGCUUGAAACAGGCAGAGGAGAAUAGAACAUCAGGACUUUUGCCCCUACAAUCAUCGUCCUUUUAUGGUAGUAGAGCAGUAUCAAAAGAUUACUCUACUGGAAAUUCAAACCUAGACAGGACAAGUGUUUCAAGCCAGACUCCCUCUGCCAAAAGGAGUUUGGGGUUUCUUUCUCAGCCAGCCCCUCUCUCUGUAAAAAAACUAAGGUCUAACCAGGAUUAUACUGGAUGGAAUAAACCAAGAGUGCCCCUUUCUACUCAUUCACAGCAACAGUUACAAGGCUUUUCAAAUUUGGGAAAUACAUGCUAUAUGAAUGCCAUUUUACAGUCCCUAUUUUCACUUCAGUCAUUUGCUAAUGAUUUGCUUAAGCAAGGUAUCCCAUGGAAAAAAAUACCACUUAAUGCACUUAUCAGACGCUUUGCCCACCUUCUUGCUAAAAAAGAUGUCUGUAAUUCAGAAACAAAGAAAGAUUUGCUCAAGAAGGUAAAAAAUGCCAUUUCAGCUACUGCAGAGAGAUUCUCUGGCUAUAUGCAAAAUGAUGCACAUGAAUUUUUAAGUCAGUGUUUGGAUCAACUAAAGGAGGACAUGGAAAAGUUAAAUAAAACUUGGAAGACUGAGCCUGUAUCUGGGGAAGAGAAUUCUCCAGGACGGACUUCAGAUGAUAUUGCAGCUACUAGGAUAUACACAUGUCCUGUUAUUACUAAUUUGGAGUUUGAGGUCCAGCAUUCUAUAAUAUGUAAAGUAUGUGGUGAAACUGUUCCUAAACGUGAACAGUUUAAUGACCUUUCCAUUGACCUGCCCCGAAGAAAGAAACCGCUACCUCCUCGGUCAAUCCAAGAUUCUCUCGAUCUUUUCUUUAGGGCAGAAGAACUUGAAUAUUCCUGUGAGAAAUGUGGUGGGAAGUCUGCUAUUGUCACACAUAAGUUCAACAGACUCCCCAGGGUCCUUAUUCUUCAUCUGAAACGAUACAGCUUCAAUGUGGCCCUCUCACUCAACAACAAGGUUGGACAGCAAGUGGUUAUUCCAAGAUAUUUAACUUUAUCAUCCCAUUGCACUGAAAGUACAAAACCUCCCCUUACUCUGGGUUGGAGUGCACAUACAGCAAUUACUCGGCCAUUGAAAGCAUCCCAAAUGGUGAAUUCCUGCACCAUCAGCACUUCUACGCCUUCAAGGAAAUAUGCAUUCAAAUCUAAGAGCUCCAUAGGAUUCUCCAUUGAUUCCGACAGUGAGGAUGAACUGCUAAAACGUUCUGUGGUCCUCAGCCAGAGACUUUUUGAAAUGCCAGGCAGGGAGCAACAGGAAGAACUGGAAAGGGUUUCAAAAAAAUGCAAAAUGGAAUCAGAUAAAUCAGAAUUGGGAAACUCAGGAUUUGAUGGAAUGAGUGAAGAUGAACUUCUGGCAGCUGUCUUGGAGAUAAGUAAGAGAGAAGCCUCUCUGUCUUUGACUAAUGAAGAUGAUGAUAAGCCUACCAGCAGUCCAGAUACGGGGUUUGCAGAGGAUGAUAUACAAGAUACGCCUGAAAAUCUGGAAUCUCUGGAGGCAGAAAAAUCAAAAGCCCCAGUAGAAGCUGGUCCUGCCAGUUUCACUGAGAUUGCGAAAGAUUUUGAUGAGAAUAAAGAAAACAAAACUCCAGAAGGGUCUCAGGGGGAAGUCGACUGGCUCCAACAGUAUGAUAUGGAGCGAGAGCGGGAAGAAGAAGAACUCCAGCAGGCCCUUGCUCAGAGCCUCCAGGAGCAAGAGGCCCGAGAACAGAAAGAAGAUGAUGACCUCAAAAGAGCCACAGAGUUAAGUCUUCAAGAAUUUAACAGUUCCUUUCUGGAUGGAAUGGGCUCUGAUGACGACUCUGGGAAUGAAGAUGUUUUUGAUAUGGAGUACACAGAAGCUGAAGCAGAGGAAUUGAAGAGAAAUGCUGAGACAGGAAAUCUUCCCCAUUCUUAUCGACUGAUCAGUGUUGUCAGCCAUAUCGGAAGCACAUCAUCUUCAGGUCAUUACAUUAGUGAUGUGUACGACAUUAAGAAGCAGGCCUGGUUCACAUACAAUGACUUGGAGGUAUCUAAAAUCCAAGAGUCCUCUGUUCAGAGUGACAGAGAUCGGAGUGGUUAUAUCUUCUUUUAUAUGCACAAAGAUAUCUUUGAUGAGCUGCUGGAAACAGAAAAGGCCUCCCAGCUGCUUAGCGUGGAGGCUGGUCGGACCACCCGGCCGGCACUGUGAGGAGCCCACUCCUGGGCAGGCAGGCGUCUGUGCGUGCACAUAGCUGUCUCUCUCAUUCUCAUGUUCUUUCCACCCGAGAAUUCUGAACUUAGAACCGACGCAGGAGUGACAAACAGCUCAGGGCCAAACCAAAACCUAGAACGCUUCAAGCCAGAGAAGUUCUCCAUGCAUGGACAUCCUUGAACCUUACACCUGUAGCUGAUCAGCCUUCUCUCCAAGAACAGAGUGGAGCUUUCUGUAGUUCCAGACACACACUCACACACACACACACACACACACACACACACACACACACUCUCACACACCUAUACACACUCACACUCUAACAUGUACGCUUGUUUGUACAUGUGUGUUUGUAUAUAUUGGACAGAAUAGAGCCUUAAAGAGUUGGAAUGAGCCACAAGACUUUGUUUGCUCGCGAUUCGUAGCACAGUUGGUGUGGAGAAGAAAUGGAAAAAAGUGACAGGGGGAUUUUCAAGUUCAUUCAACUGGGAAACGGGUGAAGAAACCACCUGUAUCACUUGCCAUUUGCGUAUUUUCAUGUCCUUCAAGAGCAGUUUGAGCAAUAGUUUAUAACUUUGAGUGUACAUUUCAUUAGUAAAGUUCACUGGAACCCCAACUCUCCACAAACACUAGUGAUAGUUCUUCCAGCUAAGGGGGAUGUUUCUGUCAUUUGAGAUGAAGCAUGUUUUGGUUAUUUAAUUAUCAUUUCAUGGGUUUGUAACUCCUCUACAGUUUACAUGCAGUUCUAGGAAAUGAAAUGUUGGUGCUGAGGAAUGUGUUGUAACAUUUUAAUCAUCCUUCACAGUUUUUGCUCAUUGUAUCCUUUGUGUGUUUAAAAAAAAAGUUUUAAUUCACACGUGUAUUCCUUUAUUCAGUCAGCAUCUGUUCUUGUUACUGACUUCUUUUCAUUUAUUCCAGUAUUGUGCCCACUUGAGAAUAGACAGCAGCUGUUGCAGGCUGCUUCUGGGGUUAGCCAAAGCGGUAUAUAAAAGUUGGGCAAAAAUGUUAUCCCAAAUGGGACCCAUUGACAGAUAUUCUUUGGAAGAUUCCCAGAUAUCAAAAGAUGAUUCUUUACCCUGGACCACUCACCCUACCCCAAAUGUAAAACUGAGUGUGCAUUGGGAGCUGUAGGUCAGGGCUUAAACAUUUAAAACCAUGUCCUCUCUGGAUGCAUUCCGAAGAAGAAUGAAUUAAUCUGAAGUGAGGAUAAUUUGGGUGAAUCCCAAGAACUGUAAAGAAAUUUAGUGAAUUGACUUUAUUUGUUAUGUGUUUGAAGGUGAGGAUAAAUAUGGUUGAAAAACUAACACACUUCAGUAAUUGCUCAAAUGACAUAAAACAGAUUGGUUAAGCAGCUUGGGAAACCAUAUGAAGGAUGAAUUUAUUGUAGGUAAAAUUCUAUAAAAACUAAUUUUGAGAGCUUAGCUUCAUUAUUAGGUUCCCAUGAAGUAUCUCAUUCCUAUAUUACAAAGAAACAUGUGUUAGGAACUAUGGUCUCUGAAUUUGGGCCAGAACUACAGUUUUAUUAUCUUAUCAAAUAUGGAGAGUUCUUUUUUUUUUAAAACUACUUUCUCAUAUUGGUGUCAGGGCUAGUUAUCAUAAGUCUCUCGAGAGGGAGAGCAGGCAGGAGAGAACCAUGAAUUUUUUUUUAAACCACUGUUCACAAACAUAAACCAAAUUAUUGGUGUUGGGAGGCUGGCUGUCUUUUCCUUUGAAGAGCCUCCAGCAUUACGGGCACAACUUUGUUCUAUAAUCUGUUCUGUAAGUGUAGCCUCUUACAUGGGUUGUUUUGAAUUGUGACUUAACCACAAACAGGAAAUGCUUUUGACCCCUUCCCUAUACCAACCAUACGCACUGCUGUAUCAUAAGUUAUCAAUUUUGUAUUGUUGGCAAGAGAUCUAAGGGAAAAGCUUAUUUUAAUAUAGGUUUUGUUUUGCAACAUUUCCAAAAAGAAAAUCUUUUUUAAAAAAAUAAAAGUAAAAAAAAGUCAUAGAAUAAAUGAGUUAACUGAUUGUAGCUUUCCUCCAUUCUCCUUUCCCAUCCCCAGUCUCCUUAAUUGAGGGCAGCAUUAAAAGUAAAGGUGAAUGACUUCAAAGACAAUUCAGAGGGAGCAAUUACAUUUGGGGUCGGUCGGGAAGGUGAGAACAGAAGGAAGCUCUGUAGAUGGACUCCUGAAAAGUUAGCCCAAAUUGAGUUAAUGUAAUUGGAAGCAUGAUUUAAUGGGGUUUUCUUCCUCAGUCUUACUCUUAGUAUGUUGGGGCUUCAUCUUUCAUAUUAAGAAUGGGUCACCAGGUCAGAAGGGCUUGUUUUACUGCUGUUGGAGCUUCAGUUCUCACAGACAUGUCCAUUUAAGUGGCUUCAUCAAUUCUUUCCGUGUUUGACCUUCCUACCACAGAGUCCCUUCUCAUUUUAGGUCAGUAUGGCAUUCCUAGAAUUUCAUCUUGAUUGUGUUGAUAGAGAUAGUAGCAGGGGAGGGGUUAUUCCUGGUUGAAAUGGCUUUAUAGAUUUGAAAAAUUAUAUAUAUAGGUGUGUGUGUGUGUGUGUAUAUAUAUAUAUAUAUAUAUAUAUAUAUAUAUAUAUAUAUAUAUAUAUAUAAAAUAUAUAUUUUAUUAUUUGCACAGCACAGCCAGUUCAGAAUCAUAGUGUGAGCAUGUGAUGCGUGGGGGGAGAAGGGGUCCUGUUAUUCUGUAGAAAAACAGAUUUCUACUGCAAAUCUGAAGCAUUUUGCGGCCAUCAGUUAUAUAUAGCGUUGCAGCUUAGCAGCACUUAGUUCUGAUAUGUUUGGAAUUUUUUUUUAAAGGAAAACCAAACCAAAUAAAAUCUGUAAUGGUUUGUAUCACCUAGUAUUUUGAGGUAUAGAUCCAAACAUCAUCAUUGUCACAGCAGCUGUGAAUAGAAUUUCAGCCUGCUAGAAGGUAGACUUUGUUUUCUGUGUGUAUGUGGAGGGGUGUGUGUGUGUGUGUGUGUGUGUGUGUCCGUGUCUCCACAGGGCAGUAUAACUAACAAAUCCACACAUUUUUCCUUCUAUUUUACUUAAAUUUUGAAACUCAUUUUUUACUAAAAAAGUUCUGCCUUAAUUACAGGUCCAGUCGAUUGACCACUAAUAAAAACUAUUCAGAUGUCAUAAAUAUCUCAUAAAAUAUAUACAUUUUGGUAUAUUAGUCCAGAAAGCAAACCCUAGCCAUGUUCAUUUACCAAUACCUUUGAUGAAAAGUUUCUGUAAAAAAAAAAAAAAGACAAGCUUUAAGAAUUAAAGCAUGGCAGAGGGAUAAUUGGCAAAUUUCAGUUGGGCAAAUUUACUUACUGUUGUGUGUCUUCCCACCACCCCCCUCCUACUGGUAGCAUUAUAUAGCUAUUGACAUAUAGCUAUAUACACAUAUAGCUAUACAUAGAUGUAUAAUGUGGGCUGUCUAGAAAUGCAUGUUUGUGAAAGAAAAAUCAGCAAAUUUUCAAAUACAUUCAGUUGCUGGGUGUGCCAUGCAUGUUUGGGUUGGGAGGGGGGUUUUGUUGUUGUUGUUUUUUUAAAGGUAGAAAAAAUAUAUCGGGUAAACUUUACUCACCUCACCCAUAAGAGAUUUAGUCCAAAUAGGCUAUGUUUAAAUAAAUGAAGCUAUUAGCCUUCUUUGUCUUUUCCUCACCUGUGUCCCCUUGAAAUACCUGUCCUGAAGAGCAUUAAUUUACAUCACUUUUACUUUUUUUCUGUUUCAUUUAAAUAAUAACCUUCAUGUGGACAUGUUUACCAGUAAAACUAAAAUUAUUUCAAGGUGUGUGUAUAAUGUAUAUAUGUAUAUGUGUGUGUGUGUGUGUGUGUUAUAUAGGUUUUUUUAAAUGCCACCGUUAAAUACAUGAAACAAACAAAAUUACUUCAGGCCUUGGGAAAUCUGUAACUAAGAGAAACAAUUUAUUUUGUCUUACGUGACCACUAAUUUCCAUAAAUUAUCCUUGAGUAACUCACCUCCCCAUGUUCAUAUAUGUAUUUUUUCCCACAACUGGAUAAGUGUUUUUCAUGUAUUCUGUGUGUCUGAAAGUGUUUUUAAAAUGUCAGAGUUGUGCCACAGCUAAUACGUGAAGCCGUUAACCUUUUGCCAUUGGACUCAUACCAAGGUGCAGGAGAUCAAAGUGCAGAAAUAUCUUCUUUGCCUGGUACAAUAAGAACGGUUAGGAUGGGUAGGGAGAAGUCAGAACUAAGUUUGCAGGAUGCCCAAAAGAGUAAAAUAGAUAAGAUUGUUCUGGGUUAAUAAGUUGACAGUGUUUCUGUCCAAAGAGUGAGAAUGCAAAUUGACAGUUACUAACAUCUGCCUUGAUCUUGUUCCUCUUUACUCAAUUUUUCCUUCUCUCCUUUUUUCUACUCCCUUCCCUAUUUCCCUGCCUGACCAGUUUCACUGCCUCUUGACAAUGUUAAUUUAUUGUAUAAAAAAAAAAAUAGGGUUUCUCUGACAUGCCUGGUUUAUCUGCCACCAGGUUUACUAGCCGCUUUGGCCACGUUACUAGUGGGUUAGUUUUUCGCGUUCUGAGUGAUUUUUUGAUUCUGAUUCUUUACACUGUUUAUAUGGAACGGCACUUUAUCUGUGUUUUAGCAGAACUGUUCCUUUGUAUCUCUGAGAGUUUUUCCUUGUUUUUUCCCCUUUUUAAAUGAUAUAUAGAUUUUUUUUUGUGAAAUUAAAACCUCUUUAUUAACCCCUCUA
This is a messenger RNA of Phascolarctos cinereus (koala), 8271 nucleotides long. The record is from RefSeq and is a predicted model, not a curated record. Lineage: Eukaryota; Metazoa; Chordata; Mammalia; Diprotodontia; Phascolarctidae.